This is a messenger RNA of Daphnia carinata, 2415 nucleotides long. RefSeq lists its product as uncharacterized. The coding region runs from base 368 to 2140 and encodes 590 amino acids. The transcript has 5 exons. NCBI's taxonomy places the organism in Eukaryota, Metazoa, Arthropoda, Branchiopoda, Diplostraca, Daphniidae. The record is from RefSeq and is a predicted model, not a curated record.
UUUGCCCGCCCACCUUCUCUCUCCCCCUCCCUCCCAACCGCCAGCUCAAAUGACUUUCCUGUUCCGGAAUGAAUGAGCCGCCAGUUGUUGUCAAGCUUUCCAACCGUUUGCACCUCUUGCGCACUUGUGUCUUCAUCGGCCUCUUUGCUAUUUCUUUCGAAACAAAGUGUGUAAAAGAAGAAGAAGAAGAAGAAGUUAAUAUUGACAUUUGAAUUGCCGUGAUGGAAAUCCACGUUAGCCCCGGAUCACUUUGACUUGGAGAGAGAGAGAGAGAGAGAGAGAGAGAGACAAUAGCCCCAACAACAUUGUGGAACGUUUAAAGGAAGAAGAUAACCAAGAAAAGAAAAAGAAAUUUUUGAAAUUGAGAAUGUCGGGCAAAUUGAACUCGUCGUUGACAACUGCCGAGUGGGUGGACGGUCGACGCUCAUCGUCCGAGUCGAGCUCGGCGACUCCGCCGCGGCUGGACCGUGGCAGCAGCGCGAGCCGUCCGUCAGCCGGCACGGCCGUGCGCAGUGAUUCCAGCCAGUUGUUCACCAAAUGGUUGAUGAAGAAACAGCAAGCCGAUAGCAUUUUGGAGAACGAUUCGAACGGCCGACAAGCGUCUAAGCAGAAGCAACACAUGGCCGGCUCCAUCGGUCCGGGUGGCGUCGUCGUUGGCGUCGGUCGGGGUCAACUCUUUCCCGCCCGGCUGGCCUUGGCACUCGGCAUGGCCAAAACCCUCCUAGGCGUCCUGUUGGUUGCUUUCGGUGCCCUGGCACUGUGGGAACAAGCGUCCAUGUCCUAUCUCGGUUCCGGUUUAUGGACGGGCGCUGUGGUGGUACUGAGCGGCCUUAUGGGCAUCAUGGCCGGCCAGAAACGCACAAAUUUAAUCUACAUCGUCGCUUACCUUUUGAUGAGCGUGCUGGCCCUGGCCGCCAUCGGACUCUUGCUCAUCUUCGCAGCCACGGGACUGGCCCGCGAUACCGACGCCCCCCACGGAUACUUUGUCGACCAAGAGGAAGGCAGUCGCGUUGAAUUCCUGGGCACUGUACCGUUGAAACAGCGCGCCAUCAUCAUCAACGCCGUCCUAGUGGCGCUGGGCACGCUGUCCACCAUCCUCUCGUUGGCGGCCGUGGUGAUUUGUCUGCGCGAAGCGUGCCUCUGUUACGGUGCGCAAGCGGCCACAGCCGGCCAACACCGGCGACUCGUCAACAGCAACAGCAGCUGUAACAGUAGCCAUCAUCACAAGAUCGGAGCCAAUCGGAUCGGAUCCGUUCCGAAUAUGAAUCUGCUGACCGCCGAUCAAAGCCCCGAGGGUCAGGCUCGUGCCUACCGUCUUUUGCGCUGGUUGCGCCAGUCGCAUCAACAGCAACAACAGCAGCAACAGCAACAGCAACAGCACCAGCCGAAACGUGCGCCACCUUUGCUUCGGCGCCUCUAUAACCCGCAGGUUCCGAUGGUGGCGCAUCCGAUUCCAGUCGCAAUCCCGACAACGCCAGCGGCCAGUGGCCAUCCGCCAGUCGGUUUCCCGUCGUUCGUUACGGGAGCUCCGACCGCUUAUGUCAUCCCAGCCGGAGCUAUGCCUGUACUUCAGCCCAUGAUUUCCGGGCCGGCAUUUUAUUCUCUCACCAGCCUUUCUUCUCUUCAUCACCAUCACCACGCCGCUGGCAUGCCACCACCACCACCAUCGCACAUGCAUCACCACGCUAAUUACCUACACCGAGACAUGGCCAGUUUGCCGGUCGCCACGGUCAGCGUUACACCCAGUGAACGCAAUCCGAAGAAGGUGGAGAAGAAGAAAGAGAAGAGCGCCGUGGUGGAUGAGAAACGAUGCCGUAGGUCUCGCAGCACGGCGGCCGAAGCCAACGACCAGCCGGAAACGAAGGAGCAACAGAAAGGCGAUCGUUCGCAUCAGCGGCAGCACUUCUUCGGCAUGCUUCCAUCGAGCAGCUCGAUGGCGAAGCAUCCACCGCCGCAACAGCUGACGCAACAGGCGCUGCAAUCAGACGGCGAGAGUAUGGUUAGCGGCUACGUCUACACGGGAAUGGACCGAGACAUUGCCGAAGAAUUCAUCCUUCACUCGAUGACCAUCCAGACGCCAGCGACGCAGGCGAGCAGCGUCAAAAGUGGUUUCAGCACCAAUCAACGCGAGGUUUUUUGAAAUCCACAUCCGUAACCUUCGCGACUCGCUACGUGUUUUUUUGUUGUUGCACAACGAAGAUCGCGUGUUUUUUUUUUAAUCGAUGUGCUAACUUGUUGAUUUGAAAUUCUUUUAAAUAACCGUCCGCUCAGAAACAAAAACACACACAAAAAAAAAAAAAAAAAGGAAAAAAUCUUCAGAGAUUGUUGAGUAUGUUGUUACAUUGUGUAAAAAAAAAAAAAGAAAAAGAAUAACAGAUUGAUAUAUAUAUGUCUACAUUCAAGAGAUAUGAGAAA